Sphenostylis stenocarpa is the source of this 528-nucleotide messenger RNA. The record is from the annotation of a GenBank genome assembly. NCBI's taxonomy places the organism in Eukaryota, Viridiplantae, Streptophyta, Magnoliopsida, Fabales, Fabaceae.
AUGGACUUAAACCACCCAGAAGAGUGCUACUCCAAGAGCUCCAGCGAGGAAACCAGUGACCAUGAUCUGGUGGGAACUGGGAGAUCUUACGAGUGCAUCUUUUGCAAGAGAGGCUUCACCACAGCACAAGCCUUAGGUGGACACAUGAACAUACACAGAAAAGAAAGGGCCAACAAGACCAAACCCAGUUUCCCUCCUCCUCCUUCCACUUCUACCAAAGUUGACGGCAUCAACAACUAUGCAGAUCUCGUCUCCCAUUCCCAAACUCCAAGCCACUGCACUCCUCCUGAUGCUAAUAGCUUCGGUGAUGUUCGUUUUCCUGCCGCUGCACGAAGUGUUAGACCCUCCCAUGGUGAGGUUUUGUGUGCAGAAGAAAACCAACUGGGACUCGUGUUUGAGCAGGAUUGGAGGUUGAGAAAUUUCAACUUGUACACUAAUCCACCGUGCUUUCAUGAAAUCAAGGAUAAAUUUGAAGACAUUGAAGAGAAUGGUCUGGAUUUGGAGCUGAGGUUGGGUCAUCAUCCAUAG